GUUUAUUCCAAUUAACGUAGUAAAAAUGUAUAAGUCGUUAAUUUAAAUUCAUUUAUUAUAACACGUGUUAGUGAAACUAUUUAUUAAGUUAUUGUUAAUUUUUAUACAAAUUUUUAAUAACGAAAAAUGCCACGAAAAUCAGUUAAUGAAAUGGUUGCAAAGCAUGAUGACAAAACUCGUGCUCUUAUCGAAACAGUAUCGCUUUAUUCACCACUUCGUAGAAGUUCAAGAAUUAAACAAAACCUUAAAAAAAAUGAUUCUUCACCUGAAUUGUCUCUAAAUGAUGUUAGUAAUACACAAAUUCCAAGACAACAAAUAACUACUGUUGAUAAUACUAUUUCCAUUAAAAAUCAAAGAAAGUUACGUUCUAGAACAAAUACUAUAUCAUCAGAUAUUGAAGUCUUAGAAACAGAUAUUAGUACAACAACAAAGAAAACUAGAAAUAAUCCUUCUAAUAAUAAUAAAAUAAUAGAUAGUCGAAGAAGUAAAUAUUUUGUAAAAGAUGAAUCAGAAACAAAUUCACCAUCAGUAAAAAACACACAUAAUAUAAGAGCUAGUUCUAUGGAACCUGAAACUAUAUCUGAUAAACUAACAGAAAAACAAAACAAUGAAUUAAGAAAAACAUCUAUUAAAACAAAAAGACAAUCUUUAUUAAUACCUUCAGAAAUAAUUGUUACAGAAGAGAAAGAAGAAUUAAUGAAAUUUUCUUUAAAUCGUACAUUACCUGAUAUUAAUGAAAAUAUACAAUCAGAUUCAAAAAGUUCUUUUAAAAGUUCUAUACAAAAAAAUGAACCAUUACCAUUUCCAACAAAUAAAUGUGAUCGAAGUAAUAAUAGUAUAUGUGAAGAGCAUUUAAAUAACAUUGAUACUUCCGUUGAUUUUGUUGAAGAAGUAUUUAACAGAAAAAAGCAGCCAGAGAAAGAAUCUGUACAAAAUGAAUCUAAUGAUUCAAUAAUGUUAAUAAAACAAUAUACAAACGAAUUAAAAUCAGAAAAAAAAUAUCCAGAGAAUGAAACAAUAAAUAAAAAAUAUCAAGAAAAAUUUGAAGUUGAUGAUGAUUCUAAUACAAAUUUAUUUCAAGAUAUUUCAGUUAUUGAAUGGAAAAAGAAAAAUAAUGAAACUGAUAAAAAUUCUUUAAAUUUAUCAAGUGAAAAUAUAAAAAAUGAAAAGGAAUGUGAUCUUGUUUUAGUUGAUAAAGAUGCAUGGUUAUCUGCGGAAAAACUGAAAAAAAAUAAAAAAAAAAUAUUUGAUUAUGAUUCAGAUGAUACUAUUGUAUUAAAAGUACAAAGAGAUUCCAUGAAAGAAGAGAAUGAUACAGAUAUAUUGAUGGAUAUGUCAGAAGAUAAAUGUAAAUUAAAUAAUAGUACAAGUAAAUCUUCUACUAGCAAUAAACAACAAACUAUGAAAGAUAAAAAUAAAGAAAAAAAAGAAGUAAAAAGCGAUAUGGAAGAAACAGAAGAAGAUGUAAAAUUACAAAAUAUAGGGAUAUCAGAUCGAAAAUCACUGAGAGAUAAAACAAGAAAAAAAUUGAAAAAAAAUUAUUCAACAACAGCUAAUAUUUUAUUUGACUCUGAAAAAAGUAAAAAUAUUUCUGAUUCAGAUGACACACAAAAAAAAUUCAUGAACAUACCUAAAUUUUUAUUUGCCGAAACUAGCGAUAGUGAGAACAAUGAUAGUGAAUCUAAUAAUAGUAUAGAUUCUGAUAUUCAAAAGGAAUAUAAUUUUCACGGUAAAAAUAUUUCGAAGUUUUCCGAUGAUGAUAUAGUAGGAGAUGAAUGUAGAGCAUCAGAAAUGGAAUCAUCAGAUCCAGAUGAUAAUGGAUCAGAUAUGGCAGACUUUAUAGUUGAUAAUGAUGAAGUUGAAGAAGAAGAAGAAGAAAGUGAAAGUGAAGAGGAAGAAAAUGAAGAAAUUGAAAAUGAAGAGAAGAAGAACAAAGAAAGUGAAAAUGAAGAAAACGAAGAUGAAGAAAUUGAAAUUGAAGAAAAAGAAGACGAAGAAAGUGAAGAGAAAGAAAAUGAAGAAAUUGAAAAUGAUGUUGAGUUAGAUAUUGAAGAGAAUGAUAAAAAAAGUAAGAAAAAGAGCAAAAAUAAAAAGCGAGAUCAAAAUAUUGAAAAAUCGUUAAAUGGAUCUCAAAUAAUAUUUAAUAAAAAAAUAAAAGAUCUUGAUGUUAAAAUCGAUAAUUCAAAAGAAAACGUCAAUGAAUCAAUGAUAUAUAGUACUCCUAAAAUUAAUUUAUCUGACAAAGAAAAAUUUAAUAUUAAAAAUUAUGAUGUUCAGAAAAAUUUGUCUCUUGACGAGGAAAAAAGUAAAGAUAUAACGCUAAAGAAAAAAUCAAAAAAAUUAAAAAACAAUGAAAGUCUUGCACAUAGAAGUCUUCCAUCUGAAUUAAUUGAAUUUGUAACAGAAACAAAUCUGUCAAGACCAAUGUCAUCUAAAGUAUUGGGAUUAAACAAAACAACAUUAGUUUUGGGAAGCGAUACACCUACAACAAGAUAUUUGAAAAAAGAUAAAUUAAAUGAAAGUGCACCAAUAUUGAAAUCAGAUACCAUGUUCGAAGAAUUAACAAAUACUAUUAAUAGUAGUAAGAAAAACGAUCAAAUUGAAAAAGAAAAUGAAGACGACAAUGAAAAAAACAAAAAAAUAUCUAAAGUAAAUGAUUCUUUAGAAAAAAAAUCAUUUAAUAUUGUGGAUAAUAUGUUGAAAAAUGAUCAAAAAAUGCAAAAAAAACGAAAGCAAUCAAUAGUAAAGGAAAUAACUGAUCCUAUAUUAUUUGAAAACGAUUUUCAAUUGAAUAAACAUAAUACAGAAAUAUUAAAGAAAACUGAACAUUUUGUUCCUUUUUGUAAUACUAAUGAUAAUGAAACAAAAGAAGUAGAUAAGACAAAAAAAAAGAAAAAGAAAACACAUGAUAUUGAUAUAAAAAAAAAUAUAUUCAAUAUUGAAACAAAAUCUGAAAGUCUUAAUGAAAAAAUAUGCAAUGAAAUAAAAAAGAAGAAAGAAAGAGAAAAUACAACUGAUUAUGUUUCAAAUUUGACAAAUAUAAAUAACAUUAACAUAAAGGGGAAAAAGGAAACACAUGAUAUUAAUGUACAAAUGAAAGAAAAAAUAAUUAUUGAAGAUAUCAUUGAAAAUAAAUCGAAAAAUCUUGAUGAAGAAAUACAUAAUGAAGUAAAUAAAAAGAAAAAAAAAAAUAUACUUGAAAAUAUUUCAGAUUCAUCAAAUAUAAAUAAAGAAAAUAAUAUAAUAAAAAAAAAGGAGCAAGUGUUAGAUAUUUUACCGAAGAAUAAUAUUUUAAAUGUGCAAUUAUCUAAGAAAAAUAAGAAAAAAAAAAUACAUGAUACUGAUAUACAAAUAAAAGAAGAAAUAUUUAAAGAUAUUGUUGAAACAAAAUCAAAAAAUCUUGAUAAAGAAAUAAGGAAAAAGAAAAAAGAAAUUAGAAUAGAAAAUAUUCCUAAUUUAUCAAAUAUAGAUAAAGACAUUAAUAUAGUAAAUGAAAAGGAAGAAAUUUCAUAUAUUCUAUCAAAUAAAAAUGUUUUAAAUGAACAAUUAUUUAAGAAAAAUAAGAAAAAGAAAAAUGUUAUUGAUGUACAAAUGAAAAAAGAAAAUAUUACUGAAAAAAAUUUAGAAAAUCAUGAUAAAAAAGUACAUAACGAAGAAAAAAGAAAAAAGAAAGAAGAAAACACAAUUAAAGAUAGUUCAAAUCUUACAAAUUCUAUAAUUGAAAAAACUGAAGUAAUGAAACAUAAAAAAGGCUCAGAUGGUCUGUCAAAUAAUAAUAUUUCAAAUGAAUUGUUAUCUAAAGAAAAGAAAAGAAAACAAAAGUUAUUAAAAGAAGUUGUUUUACAAGAUAAAGAAGAAUUACUUGAAAAAAUAUCACAAAAAAAGCAAAAAUUAUUAAAAAAUACUUCAAUAUCUAAUACAACACAAAAACGAAAGCAAUCAGAAACUUAUGAAUCCAAACCUAAAAAAAGAAAGAUAUUUGUAGAACAGGAUUUUAGUUUACCAAGUAAUUCUGGAAGUACUACUGAUUUUGAUGUCAUUGAUAUACAAAAGAUUAGAAACAAAAAAAAUAUUUCAUUUCGAGAUAGAAUGCUUGCUAGAAAUUCAAGACAAUCUGUGUCUCUUUACAUGAAAUAUUUAAAAAAACAGAAAAUGAAAUCUUCUGUUAAUAAUUUUAUGUUUCAUUAAAUUUAUUAUAUCAUUCUUUAGCUGUAGCAAUGACAUAAUUAAAUAUUUGAAAAAAUCAUUGUCAUUUUUAUUCGUAAAACAUUGUAAAUGCAUUGUAAGAUUAUGAAUUUUCAAUUUGACAUUUUGACGUGAAUUUUUUAUGCAGUUUUUAUAUACAGCAUUUAGAAUAUUUUUUUUUUUUAUAAAUUUAAAUUUUUUCUUUAAAUUAUAGAAUAAUUAAGAUAUUUUUAACCAUAUAGAGGAUGUUCUAUGUAAAGUGAACUUCCUAUAUAUUCUAAUGCUUACAUUUUUUUUAUUAUAUUUUUAUCAAUUUAAAACUAAAAAUCAUUUUAAUAUCAUUAUCAAUCAAUUAUAUUAAUUAUUUGUUUUUAAGUCCUGGCGCAUACAUAUGAUAUAACAUCAAUAUGAUAAUAUUGUGCGAUUUGACAAAUUUAUAUUGCUAAUGAUGUAAUGCAGACGAUCGUAUGAAUCUAUUAUAAAAACAUAACAUAUUUUUGCAUUAUGAAUCCGUAAUUUUAUUUGUCUAUCAUACUUAUUUGUUUAUCAUACUUAUUGUUUAUAAAUUGUGAUAUUUGCAAUUACGUAAUUUAUUAUUAAUAUGAAAUAAUGUACAUCUUGUAACAUAUAAUUGUUAAAAUAUGAUAUAAAAAUUUAACUUUUUUUACUUUAUUAUAAUCGAUAUAUAAUAAAUUAAAUUGUAGUAAAUAAAACAAUAUGAAUGAUAUUUUUUUAUUUCUAAA
Apis cerana (Asiatic honeybee) is the source of this 4928-nucleotide messenger RNA. RefSeq lists its product as uncharacterized. The record is from RefSeq and is a predicted model, not a curated record. Lineage: Eukaryota; Metazoa; Arthropoda; Insecta; Hymenoptera; Apidae.